Molecule: messenger RNA, 1380 nt
Organism: Helianthus annuus (common sunflower)
Lineage: Eukaryota; Viridiplantae; Streptophyta; Magnoliopsida; Asterales; Asteraceae
Exons: 7
Coding region: 55-1200 (381 amino acids)
Molecular function (GO): GTPase activity; GTP binding
Source: RefSeq, a predicted model, not a curated record
ACUCAUUUACCAAGAGACCAAGACAAUAUUUGGCGAUCUUAAAUCUGGGGAGAAAUGGAUGAUAGUGCAACUGUGGUGGACAGAGAUUCGUUGGCGAAAAGACCCGGUGUACUGAUUAUCGGAUCCUCCGGCGUCGGCAAACGAACCCUUUUAUCUCGAUUACUAUCUAUAGAUUUUGAAGAUGACUCGGACUCGUCUUCAGACAUUCUUGCUUACGGGUGGACAAUUAACACAAAGUAUUACACCGCUGAUGUCUCCAUGUGGAUGGCCCAUUUAUUUAACGAGUUUUCAAUCACUGGGACACCAAUGCUUAAUCAAGUAGCCGCAUUAGUGAUGGUUUUCGACCUGAAUAACAUGUCAUCAUUUUCGGAACUUAAGAAAUGGGUAUCCUGCAACGACAUCCGGAACUUCGACAUCUUGUUAUGCAUCGGGAACAAAGCCGAUCUAGUUCCAGGUCAUUCAGCCCAUAUCGAAUACCGAAGACAUCUACUAAAUCUCGACGAGUCAUCGGAAUGUGGUAUUUCUGAAACUGAAGGAAGUAGUUUACUUGGAGACGAAGAAUCUUCAAUGGAUGUUAAGCGGUCUUAUAUGGAAUGGUGCUUGGAGCAUAACAUAGAAUAUAUCGAAGCUUGCGCAUCAAACCCUCGAUUUGACAAAUGUUUGUCGGUUGAUGGUGAUUCACAAGGUGUUGAACGACUUCUCGGGGCUCUAUCUGCUCAUAUGUGGCCUGGAAUGGUGUUGAAAUCCGGUGAUACGAUAAAUCAACCUACGUUACCUGAACAAGAAGAUUCAUCGGAUGAAGAACCGAAUUACGAAUUCAAGUACGAAGUCUUAUCAGCCGGAUCUGUAGAACCAUGGGACGAUACAGACGUAUCAUGGGUUUCCGCAACCAACGACAAUACAGAACCAGAUCUCAAUAACAAAAGACCAGUUAACGUAGAUACGCAGCCAUCAACAUCACAAUCACAAGAAGAGAUGGAAACCGAAAGAGAAAAGGAAACACCCGAAGCACAUGAAGAAGCCGACGAAGGCGAUACGCAUUUCGAACUCGAGGAUAUGGAACAGUUAUUGUCUGAGAUCGGAAGUAUGCACGACAGUUUGAGGUUGAUGCCUGAUUUCCAAAGACGGGAAAUGGCUGCGAAUUUUGCCAUGAAAAUGGCGUCGAUGUUUGGAGGGAGUAGCGGUGAUGAAGAAGAAUAGAUUAGUAAAUGUUUCCGGUGAUUAUUAUUACAAAACAAUGCCGUUAUGCGCCUCUUGCGUUUAAUUGUUUCUGAUUAUGUUCAAUGGCCUUUAAAGACGCUGCAAAGCUUUCUUGUUCAUGGAGGCAGUUGAACCUGUAAAAAUAGCCUGUUGCUACAACAAGAUUAUAAGUCGAUGUUA